AUGGUGGGGCUAAAGAUGCUUCCCUUGAAGUUGCUCUUGGUGGCCCUGGUCCUCUGCUUCUUGGAAGGGGAAACCAAGUUUGGAGAGACCACUGCCAAGAGGAGAAGGUGCUUGAAUGGCAGCCCCCCCAGGCGCCUCAAAAAGCGAGAUAGGAGGCUGAUGCUCCUGGAGCCCCUCAACAGAGGGGAGCUGCUGUGCCAGGGAUUCUACCCUCGCCUGUCUUGCUGCUCCAGGGCUGAGAGGCAAGGAUUGCUCCAGAUAGAGAGCAACAAGAUCUUUUCUGUUACCAACAACACAGAAUGUGUGAAGCUGCUGCAGGAAAUCAGAUGCGCUCACUGUUCACCGAAUGCUCAGAAUCUGUUCCACUCAACUGCGAAGGAAACAUUGGAAAAGGAACUAGCCCUUCCUUUCCUGUGCAAGGAUUAUUGCAAAGAAUUCUAUUACACUUGCAGAGGUCACAUCCCAGGUUUGCUCCAAAUUACUGCUGAUGACUUUUGUUUCUACUAUGCAAGAAAAGAUGAUGGUUUCUGCUUUCCAGAUUUUCCAAGAAAACAAGUUCGAGGACCAUCUUCUAACUAUUUGGAUCAAAUAGAAGAAUAUGGCAAAGGAGAAGAUUUAAGCAGGAAACAUAAACACAACUGCUUUUGCCUCCAUGAAGUUGUAAGUGGUUUCAGGCAACCUGUUGGAGCAGUACAUUCUGGGGAUGGAUCACACCGUCUUUUCAUCCUUGAGAAGGAAGGAUAUGUGAAAAUAUUGACACCUGAAGGAGAUAUAGUUAAAGAACCAUUUCUGAACAUACACAAAGUUGUUCAAAGUGGAAUAAAGGGUGGAGAUGAAAGAGGGCUCCUAAGUCUUGCAUUCCAUCCCGAUUACAAAAAAAAUGGGAAGCUGUAUGUGUCCUAUACCACCAACCAAGAACGAUGGGCUAUCGGGCCUCAUGAUCAUAUUCUUCGGAUAGUAGAAUACACUGUGUCCAGAAAGAACCCACACCAAGUUGAUAUGAGGACUGCAAGACCUUUCCUAGAAGUUGCAGAGCUGCAUAGAAAACAUCUUGGAGGACAGCUGUUCUUUGGUGCUGAUGGGUUUUUAUACAUAAUCCUUGGUGAUGGAAUGAUCACAAUAGAUGAUAUGGAGGAGAUGGAUGGUCUAAGUGAUUUUACAGGUUCGGCGCUGCGCUUGGAUGUAGACACUGAUUUAUGCCACGUGCCUUAUUCCGUACCACAGUCUAACCCACAUUUUAACAGCACUAAUCAGCCUCCUGAAAUUUUUGCCCAUGGACUCCAUAAUCCAGGCAGGUGUGCAGUGGAUCGCCAUCCAACAGAUGUAAAUAUUAAUUUAACAAUACUUUGUUCAGACUCGAAUGAGAAGAACAGAUCAUCAGCAAGGAUCCUUCAGAUAAUAAAAGGAAAAGAUUAUGAAAGCGAACCUUCACUUUUAGAAUUUAAGCCAUUCAGUUCUGGACCACUGGUUGGUGGAUUUAUAUACAGAGGUUGCCAAUCUGAAAGACUUUAUGGAAGUUACACAUUUGCAGACCGCAAUGGGAAUUUUUUAACACUACAGCAGAGUCCUGUUACAAGACAAUGGCAAGAAAAACCAUUAUGUCUGGGCAACAGUGGUUCAUGUCAGGGUUUUUUUGCUGGACACAUUUUAGGAUUUGGUGAAGAUGAAUUGGGUGAGAUUUACAUCUUAGCAAGUAGUAAAAGCAUGACACAAUCACAUAAUGGAAAACUUUAUAAAAUCAUUGAUCCCAAAAGGCCUUUAGUUCCAGAAGAAUGUAAAAGAACAGCAUUUCCUGCCCAGACAUUGACAUCUGAAUGCUCAAGGCAUUGCCAAAAUGGGCAUUGUACUCCCACUGGAAAAUGUUGCUGUAAUCAAGGCUGGGAAGGUGAAUUCUGCCGAACUGCAAAGUGUGAUCCAGUCUGUCGACAUGGUGGUGUCUGCAUACGACCAAAUAAAUGCUUGUGUAAAAAAGGAUACCUUGGUUCUCAGUGUGAAGAAAUGGACAGGAACAUCCGAAGAGUGACAAGGGCAGGUAUUUUUGAUCAGAUCAUAGACAUGACAUCUUAUUUGCUGGAUCUAACCAGCUACAUUGUAUAGUUUCUUGGACUAUUUAGAGAC
Notechis scutatus (mainland tiger snake) is the source of this 2118-nucleotide messenger RNA. RefSeq names its product hedgehog interacting protein (gene HHIP). NCBI's taxonomy places the organism in Eukaryota, Metazoa, Chordata, Lepidosauria, Squamata, Elapidae. The record is from RefSeq and is a predicted model, not a curated record.